Molecule: messenger RNA, 1290 nt
Organism: Armigeres subalbatus
Lineage: Eukaryota; Metazoa; Arthropoda; Insecta; Diptera; Culicidae
Product: enkurin-like
Exons: 2
Coding region: 293-1093 (266 amino acids)
Cellular component (GO): acrosomal vesicle
Molecular function (GO): calmodulin binding
Source: RefSeq, a predicted model, not a curated record
AUGUCAAUAACCCAGAUUUACCAGCCCUGAAAAUUAAAUUCCUAACGCGCAUGACCGACCAAUUUCCCGCCAAACUAAAUUCCCGGUGGUAUCGCAGUUACCAAGGUGGAACCAUUUGUGUUUGCCAUUCAGGGUCAUCGUCGGUUGCUAUGGACCGGGCUUUUGUUUAUUUGCACCAAAUAAUUUGACACUCGUAAGAUUUGCAAACUUCUGGGACUUUCUCAUCAGAUUAUCGAGUUCUUCCACCUGUUUCGGGUUGAAAACAGCCCAAUAAUAGAGUCCAGCCAUCGUCAUGUCCAUCAUCAACAUUUAUCAUCAUAACGAAAACAUCUACAACGUGGAGAAGAAACCGCCUGAACGUCCACCGAAACCGCCGCUCUAUCACUCGCGCUUUGAACACCAGGUCCGCCGAGAAACAAAGUCUAGCAAGGAUGCCCAUCGCACGAUGGGCUACGCCAAAAUUCCUCUGCAAAAACCGGACGAGUUUCUCAAAAAGAACUGCGGGAUCCGCUUUCGGGCUACAAAAUCGGCUCCGGUUCGUCUUUGUGCCGAUCACAAACCCCCUGUGCCGAAAAAAGAAGAUCUGGAUGCCUCCCGGCAGCAGAUACUGAAGUGCGUCGAUUUCAAGGUCGAGAACAUCAAAAAGGUGGCUUGUGCCAACCCGAAGAAGGUUCGACCACGCUACGCGGAUACAAGGAAAGGAGAUUUUCACGAUCUGGAAAAGUCGGGCCUGGUACCGGUUUACAUGUGUCAACCGAAGUACGGCAAGGUCCCGGAGUAUCUCCACCGACGCAAGAAGGACUUGGAAGCGCAGAAGCAACGGCUGAUGGACAAGAUGGCUGAACAGAAGUCCGCCUGUUCGGCGAUUUCGCAGGAGGAACGGCUGGAACUGUUGAAGGGGUUGAAGAAAAACUGGGAAAAUCUUCAGCGGGAGUACCAAAGUCUUCCAUUGUUGAUUGAUACCGUGCCUAAAAUGAUCCGCAAAGCCAAAUUGGAAAAAGGUCUGAAGGAGCUGGAGAAGGACAUCCUGAUGAUGGAGAGCAGCCCCUACAUCUAUGUCUACAGCGAUGACGAAGACAAACAGCUGCCUUAACAAAAGUGAAGUACAUAACCGGAAGUGUUCCAGGAGGGUGUUCUCUAUUUUGAUAUUUUCAGCUUUCAUAUAGUAAGACUCGUAAUAUUUUUUCUCUACUAAAACUAAUAACGUGUGUUUUCGAGUGAUUUCGAUUUUAGCGGUAGUAUGUGAAUUGUGCAAUAAAUCUGAAAAAAUCUUCCGUAUACUUAAAAGAA